CGAAUCAGUCACCGGGUAUUAGUCAUCCCAAAUGACAGGUAUUCAUGACUUUAUGUCUAACAGGCGCAAGUGUACAUUAAGGCGGUCUUUAUCAGCCCUUUCGCUUAGGGCACUGUGACUCUUUUGCAAUCUGUAGCCCUAACCUGUAAGUGGCUACCGAUCUUGGUGGGGUCGCGUGGCCAUGUCGGACCUAAUCUGCAACAUCACGCUACGGGACCUCUUCUCACAUUACAGGUUCGUCCACUUGAUUAAAUUUCACCAGAACACACCCACCAUUCGUCACCAUGGCAUUAGAACAAUCUUUGGCUGCCUUAUCUUUGGCUACCGUGACCGCUGAGUCUGCCACUCCAACCAAAACUUUGGUUUUCAAGCCAAAAACCGCCAAGACUGCGGCUCCAGUCCCAGUGGUUGUUUUUGCAUUGCAAUCCACCCAAACUCCUUCGCCUCACAUCGCCAGCGCAGCUGGUGUGAAGGAACCAAGAUUGGCCAAGGAAGACUUGGUUCAAGAGUUCUUCUCCACUACCCCUAAGGAAUUCUCUGUUGCCAACUUGAACAAAGAUUUGGCUGGCAAGAUCAAGAUCGUUAUCGAUGAAAGUAUUUUCAAAGGUGACGAAAACUUGGUUCUUGAAUUGUCUACUGAGUCUGCCAAAGCCGCUCUCCCAGCCACCACUAUUGUUGAGUUCUUGAAGUCCACCGGUAUCGAACUUAUUCCUGUUGACUUCUCUGCCGAAGUCGCUGCCCCCGCUGCUGCCGCUCCACAGAAGUCCAAGAAGGAUGCCUUGAAAAAGGAAAAGGAAGCCGCCAAGCUUGAUGACGCUAAGCUCAUCGGUAUUACUGUCGAUAAGGCAAAGGAUUUCUCCACCUGGUACUCACAAGUCGUCGUCAAGGGUGAAAUGUUGGACUACUACGAUGUCUCCGGUUGUUACAUCUUGAGACCAAACUCAUACGCUGUGUGGGAAGAAAUUCAAAACUGGUUCAACGAACGUAUAAAGAAGAUGGGUGUCCAAAACUCCUACUUCCCUAUGUUUGUUUCUUCCAGAGUUUUGGAAAAGGAAAAAGAUCACAUUGAAGGUUUUGCUCCAGAAGUUGCCUGGGUCACCCGUGCUGGUAGCUCUGAAUUGGAUGAACACAUUGCUAUCAGACCAACCUCAGAAACCGUCAUGUACCCAUACUACUCCAAGUGGAUCAGAUCUCACAGAGACUUGCCAUUGAAGUUGAACCAAUGGAACUCUGUCGUCAGAUGGGAAUUCAAGCACCCACAACCAUUUUUGAGAACCCGAGAGUUCUUGUGGCAAGAAGGCCACACUGCACACUUGACUCGUGAAGCUGCUGCUGAAGAAGUUGACCAAAUCUUGGACUUGUACUCCGGAAUUUACGAAGAAUUGUUGGCUGUUCCAGUUGUCAAGGGUAGAAAGACCGAAAAUGAAAAGUUUGCAGGUGGUGACUACACCACCACCGUCGAAGGUUUCAUUGCUGCUACCGGUAGAGGUAUUCAAGGUGCCACUUCCCAUCACUUAGGUACCAACUUCUCCAAGAUGUUUAACAUUUCUGUGGAAAACCCAGAUGGUUCUGACAAGCCUAGAGUCUUUGCGUUCCAAAACUCCUGGGGUUUGUCUACCCGUGUCAUUGGUGUCAUGGUCAUGACUCACUCUGACAACAGAGGUUUGGUUUUGCCCCCAAGAGUCGCUCAAACCCAGGCUGUCGUCAUUCCAGUCGGUUUGACCAGUAAGACCACCGAUGAGGCCAGAAAGGCCAUCAACGAUGGUGCCGUUGAUAUUGAACAGAGAUUGAGAGCUAUCAACGUCAGAGCCACUGGUGACUACAGAGAUAUCUAUUCUCCAGGUUGGAAGUUUGCUGACUCUGAAUUGAAGGGUAUUCCAAUCCGUUUGGAAUUCGGUCCAAAGGACUUGAAGGAGGAACAAGUCACCGUUGUCAGACGUGACAAUAAUGCCAAGUACGUCGUCAAGUUGGCUGACUUGGAAUCCCGUAUUCCAGAAAUUUUGGAAGAAAUGCAAAAGGGAUUAUUGGAGAAGGCCCGUAAGGACUUCGACGAACACCGUGUUAUUGUUGAAGAGUGGAAGGAUUUCGUUCCAGCUUUGAAUGCCAAGAACGUUAUCGUUGCCCCAUGGUGUGGUGUUCCUGAGUGUGAAGAUGACAUCAAGGAUUCUUCUGCCAAGAAGGACAACGGUGAAGAUGAGGAAGUUGAUGACAAAUCUCCAUCUAUGGGUGCUAAGUCCUUGUGUAUUCCAAACGAACAAAGAGAAUUGAAACCAGGACAAAAGUGUGUGAGAUGUGAUAAGGUUGCCGUCAACUGGUGUAUGUUUGGUAGAUCUUAUUAGGUAAAUAGAACAAGAGCAACCAACGAUAGUUGUUAAUAAUUACAUUAUUGG
Molecule: messenger RNA, 2390 nt
Organism: Suhomyces tanzawaensis NRRL Y-17324
Lineage: Eukaryota; Fungi; Ascomycota; Pichiomycetes; Serinales; Debaryomycetaceae
Product: proline--tRNA ligase
Exons: 1
Coding region: 285-2339 (684 amino acids)
Biological process (GO): prolyl-tRNA aminoacylation
Cellular component (GO): cytoplasm; aminoacyl-tRNA synthetase multienzyme complex
Molecular function (GO): aminoacyl-tRNA deacylase activity; ATP binding; proline-tRNA ligase activity
Source: RefSeq, a predicted model, not a curated record